This is a messenger RNA of Brassica rapa (field mustard), 2645 nucleotides long. Its product is annotated as transcription factor MYB117. The record is from RefSeq and is a predicted model, not a curated record. Lineage: Eukaryota; Viridiplantae; Streptophyta; Magnoliopsida; Brassicales; Brassicaceae. Gene Ontology annotation, cellular component: nucleus. Gene Ontology annotation, biological process: regulation of DNA-templated transcription. Gene Ontology annotation, molecular function: DNA-binding transcription factor activity, RNA polymerase II-specific; RNA polymerase II cis-regulatory region sequence-specific DNA binding.
GUGAUAUUGUUAUCAAAAUAAAAUAAAAAUGAAAUUUACCAGGAUUGACUCUACGAAAAUGGUUCACCAUGUUUUAUAUGAAUCUUGGACGGUUCAGAAUCAUUUGGCAUUCUGCUUCUAUAUUAGAGCUCGCGGUUCUCUAAUUGCUUAUUCGGAAUAGGUUUUAAACUUAUAAUAUUAUAGGAUUCAUGUACAUAUUUUCUCUGAAAUUUUGUGGAUUACUUGGCGUAGUGGGGGACUUAUUCAAACCUUGAAGGAUAGUGUUAUGAUUUCUUUUUCUUGUUCUGUUAUUCCUUGAAUAAUGCUUACAAGUUGCAUAUGCAUAAUGAAUUACAUACACAUAAACUUCAUGUAUGAGUUACAUCUGAAAAUGGUUAUGCAUAUUUUUGGUCUUAUACACCUACAUUUAUACUUCUAUAAGGAAAUGGUAUAUUUUAGAAAAUGGUAAAGCGUGGGGAGAAGAAUAAAAGGUGACAAAAUAUUCAAACCAGUUUUUUUUUGAAAAAGACGAUGUCAGAGAGAACUGAAACUGUUCUUAACAGAGCAACCAUGAAAGAUGUAUGCGUGGGGCUUCUUUCUAUUUCCAUUUAUACUCUCUUUCCCCACACCUGCUCUUCUCUCUCCUCAGGUUUCCAUUUUUGGCAACCAAAAAGAUUGCAUAUGAUAACAUAGCCAUCACCAGAUCCAAACAUCACAUGCUUUAUCUCUAUGUAUAUAUGAGACAUGGUUAUAGAAGAGAGAGACCAAGAGAAGAGCUAGAUGGAUGUUUCUUGUUUCCAUGAAUACCCUUUUGAUCUUCAUUGCAGAGAAGCAUUUAAUGGCUUUGGAGAAAACAAUGCAGUGGAGCUCUCUAAUAAAAGAAGCAUGCUGAAGGAGAGUGAUGAAUUCAAGAAGAAGAAGAAGAAGCAGAGAGGUUCUUCUAGGUUUUGUAGUAGAGGACACUGGAGAAUCUCUGAGGACUCUCAGCUCAUGGAGCUUGUUGCCCUUUACGGUCCUCAAAACUGGAACCACAUUGCAGAGAAGAUGCAAGGAAGAAGAACAGGCAAGAGUUGCAGAUUGAGGUGGUUUAACCAGCUAGACCCAAGGAUCAACAAAAGAGAAUUCAGUGUUGAGGAAGAAGAGAGGCUACUUGCAGCUCACAGAGCAUUUGGCAACAAAUGGGCUAUGAUUGCUAAGCUUUUCAAUGGAAGAACAGACAAUGCAUUGAAGAAUCACUGGCAUGUCCUCAUGGCAAGAAAGUUGAGGCAGCAAUCAACUUCAUACCUCAGGAGAUUCAAUGAGUCUUCUUAUAAUCCUACUUCAGAUCACAAAACCUUCACUCUUCCUCCUGGUUUGUGUCUUCUUCUUACUCUAUCUAGUAUACAAUGUUUAAGCUUCAUGUUUAUGCUGAUGAUGUUGAAUACGGUAGAUGAUGGUGAAGAUAUGAAUUUGGUAAAGAAGAGCUGGAAAACGCUAAAAGAAGAGUAUACAACUAACCUGAAAGCUCAGUAUCUGCAAGAAGAGUAUUGUUCUUUGCGCAUGCCAAUGCAGGGCCCACAUCAUCACUGCUCAACCUUCCCUGCAGAUUCCUUGGCACUGACACUGCAUGUCUCCAUCCAGGAACCAUCACUGUCGUCAUCAUCAUGUGCAGAACAUAGAGUGGUGGCCAGAUAUUUUGAGACCACCAAACCUCCAGCUUUUAUAGAUUUUCUUGGGGUCGGCCACCACCAAAGCCCCAAGAUUUAGUGAGAGAAAGAAAAGACUAGGAGCUAACUAAGAACUUGAUUACUCAUGUCAUUAUUACCAGAGUCCUUGUCUUUUGUAAGCAAGUAACCAUCAUCACCAUGUUCUAUUUAUUGAAUUUCUUAACCAAAUUUUGAAUAACAUAUUGCAAAAUGAAACACUCAGCACAUAAUUGAAUUCUAAGAAUGGAAAGACAAAGGUAAAGAAUUAAGGACCAAAUGUGUAAAACUUAACUAGCAUGAGAAACACACACACUCAUGCAUUCUGAGUGGAAGGAGAAUAACUAACUAAAACCACACUUUCACACACUGUUCUCAAGUAGCUGGAAACUCUUAACACCAUACAAUUUCGAUCAUCUGGGUGUAUCAAAUCUUGAUUACUGAUCUUGGUCAAUGCUUAUGAGGAUUCUUUUGUUAUACCCAAAGACAGAAUUUUUAUCGCAACCCAUUGUUCGCUUUCUCCCGGCGGUAAGUCAGAACAAGUCGCCGCCUUGCCUUUGUUACUGGAGCGUAGCGUUAACAGGAGAGAGAAGAGAUUCAAUCUACGUCCGCGCAAGGUGUUCGUUUGAAUGCCGCAGAGUAAGUAGCUUUGCCGCUUCGGUUCAAUUUCGGUUAAUUCGGUUCGUUCACUAUUCCACCGAAUGAAUUGCACUGAAAAAAAUUCAGACCGGUUCAUUUUAAUUUUCCAUGGUUUCAAACUUUUUCAAUUUAUAAAAAUGUACCAAGAUAGCUUCUUUUUUUUUUUCGGUUAGAUAUCAAUUUUCUAAAAAAAAUGAAUAUUUUCAGUUAAAAUUCGAUUACUUCGAUUACAACCUGUUAUUUUUGAUUAGUUUGGUUGAUUCAUUUCAGAUAAUAUUGGUUAGUCGGUUGUUUUAUUUUUUUUUAAAGAUUUUAAACUAAACUAACCAAGAAUCAAACUGAACC